Lates calcarifer (barramundi perch) is the source of this 1244-nucleotide messenger RNA. Its product is annotated as protein TANC2. The coding region runs from base 151 to 1209 and encodes 352 amino acids. The transcript has 8 exons. NCBI's taxonomy places the organism in Eukaryota, Metazoa, Chordata, Actinopteri, Centropomidae. The record is from RefSeq and is a predicted model, not a curated record.
CUGUUGGGUGUCCCCUCUGGAGAGGGAUCGGGACUGUGGAUCAGCGCAGCGAAAUGUAGCGCCUCGCUGCCCUCAAAGCCGGAUUUGGAGACCUGCCUGCUGUCUACUCAUGAUUUUUCUGUAGUCUGGUCCAGGGCAUCUGCUGCAGUCAUGUUUAGGAACAGCUUGAAGAUGCUGCUGACGGGGGGGAAGGCCAACCGCAAGAGUCGCAGCAGUGAUGGUGGGAGCGAGGACUUGGCAGACCCCCGCUCGCCCAGUCUAGACCCUCACCUGAGCCACGUCGGCCAAGGUGGCAGCAUAGACAGCGACUGUGCCUUUGAAGGAGACUACGCUGUGCCCCCGCUCUCUAUGACCGAGGGCAUGCAGCAUAUUCGUAUAAUGGAGGGCGUGUCACGCUCGCUGCCCUCCUCCCCACUGCUCACCCACCAGACCAUCAGUGUCAGGCUACAGCCUGUGAAGAAGCUCACAGCCCCUCUGCGGAAAGCAAAGUUUGUGGAGAGCCCUCGCAUUCCACAAUCAGAGCUUGGCUCCCCUACACACACCUCCACCACUGCCAAGAAUCCAGACCUGGACACGUACUGCCCUGGGGAGUCAAGCCAGGAGCUGGGCCCCCCUCCGUCGGUGGAUGAGGCAGCCAACACAUUGAUGACGCGCCUGGGUUUCCUUCUGGGAGACAAAGUGAGUGAGGGGCCAGCCGGUACCCAGUACAGCAUGGAGGAACCCGAGGCGAGACAGGGCCAGAACCAGAGGAUCAGCCCGUGCUCCACCCUGACCAGCAGCACUGCCUCCCCCCCUGCAGGCAGCCCCUGCUCCACCCUCCCCCCGGCCAUGCCUGGCCAGGCCGGCAACAAGGACUGUGCCUACGGUUCUGUCACCAGUCCCACCUCAACACUGGAGAGCAGGGACAGCGGGAUUAUCGCCACUCUGACCAGCUAUUCCGAGAACAUGGAGCGAGGCGGCAAAUACGGCGAGGGCUCCCGGGCGAACCUCAAACUGUGGCAGUCCCAGAAAUCAGGCAUGGAUUCGUUCCUGUACAGGGUGGAUGAAAACAUGACAGCCUCCACCUACAGCCUCAACAAAAUCCCUGAGCGCAACCUGGAGAGCAUGUCCUCCCACUCUGCCCACUCCAUCCCUCUGUACCUCAUGCCCCGCCCUAACUCUGUGGCUGGUGAGUCCCUUCCUCUCUCCCUCCCUCUCCCACGAAAGUAGAAAAGGAUGCAACAGUUUGUCUGGGGAGCCAGGAA